Molecule: messenger RNA, 1017 nt
Organism: Aegilops tauschii subsp. strangulata
Lineage: Eukaryota; Viridiplantae; Streptophyta; Magnoliopsida; Poales; Poaceae
Source: RefSeq, a predicted model, not a curated record
GUCUCCAUUCCCCAUCUUGGAGGGAGUACACUGUGCGCGCAUCCGCUGCCCAUUUCCCCCCUGGUCUCGGCAAGGCGAGAGCGAAGACUGACGCCGCAGCUGCCGGCGAGGCGAAGACCAUGGAGCGGCAGCAUCCGGCGGUGCCCUUGCUCCCCAUCCUCCUCCUCCUCGCGCUGCUCUCGCCGGCCGCCCGUGGCUCGGAGUCGCCGCAGUACGCGACGGUGCAUGCGGAGUCGGACUUCGAGGUGCGGCGCUACCGCGACACCGUCUGGAUGUCCGCCCCCUCCGACGACAUCUCUUUCCACGUCGCCACCAAGCUCGGCUUCCACAGGUUGUUCCAAUACCUGAUGGGCGCAAACCUGAACUCCUCCAGGAUCAGUAUGACGACCCCUAUCCUAACGAGCAUCGUCCCAGGCGCGGGGCCUCUCCACUCUUCGGCCUACUUUGUCCGGCUCUACUUACCCUUAGAGUUCCAAGCUUCCCCUCCUGUCCCUCUCCCAGAACUGAACCUACAUCCAGAUAGGUGGCCAGGCCACUGCGUCGCUGUCAGGAGCUUCUCUGGCUACGCACGCGACCACAAUGUGGUCGAGGAAGCUGAGAAACUCGCAGUGAGCUUGAGCCGGACACCGUGGGUGAACUCCACAGAUCACCCUAGCAAGAACGCCUACUCCAUUGCACAGUACAACAGCCCCUUCCGCAUCAUCGGCCGUGUCAACGAGGUGUGGUUCGACGUCGACUGCAGAUCUGCUGGUGUGGAGGCUUAUUAAAAAUGCUCUCUGCAGUAUGCCAUCACCAUAAAACCAAGCGAAAUGCGGCACCGUGUAAGCUGUGUAGCUUUGUAUAUAUGUGACCUUUGGUUAUCUGUAUGCCUGUGAUGAAGAAGUGACACAAUGGAUGUACCAUUGCUCCAUGUUGCGUGCUCAACUCAGAAUGAUCAACGCAACUCAGCUACUGUCGACCGAAUGCAAAGUAACUACUAGUACUAAAGCUAUGAAAUGCCACUGCAUUGUUCAGAGA